Messenger RNA from Austrofundulus limnaeus, 963 nucleotides. RefSeq names its product mu-type opioid receptor-like. Gene Ontology annotation, molecular function: G protein-coupled receptor activity; odorant binding; olfactory receptor activity. Gene Ontology annotation, cellular component: membrane. Lineage: Eukaryota; Metazoa; Chordata; Actinopteri; Cyprinodontiformes; Rivulidae. Gene Ontology annotation, biological process: detection of chemical stimulus involved in sensory perception of smell; G protein-coupled receptor signaling pathway. Bases 19 to 963 code for a protein of 314 amino acids. The transcript has 2 exons. The record is from RefSeq and is a predicted model, not a curated record.
GAAUUUUCCAUCAUCUCCAUGAAUUCUUCAUCCAAUAUUCCCAAUGUGUCCAGCAGUUCGUUUAUUAUCGACAGCGCGAGCACAGCUGCAGCCAAAAAUGUCAUCGUCCUCGCCCUCGGCCUCAUCAUCAACUACAUCAACGGCACACUGAUCCUCACCUUCAGCAAACACCAGAUAUUUAUCAUGAAUCCUCGCUACAUCCUGUUCAUCCACCUGGUUGUGAACGAUAUGAUCCAGCUCACCAUGUCGAUAACAAUGUUUGUCAUGUCUUACGUCUUCUUCUACGUCAARGCCUUUCUCUGUAGCAUCAUUCUCAUUUUUGCCAUUUUUACAACUUUAAACACUCCAAUAAAUUUAGCUGUAAUGGCUGUYGAGUGCUACAUCGCUGUGUGCUUCCCCCUGAGACACGCUGAGCUCUGCACCGUGAAACGGACUUAUAUUCUGGUCAGCUGUAUUUGGGCCGUGAGCUCCGUCGCCGUCAUCCCCGAGUUCCUUUUCCUUCUGGCAACACAGCCUCUGUGGUUAUUUUACUCCACAACAUAUUGUGUGGCUCAAACUCUGUACCGAAACCCUGCAAGUUCACUAAAGAGGGACGUAACAUACAUGAUUUGUUUAUCUGCAGUUUGGCUCACUCUUAUCUUUACUUACUUCAGGAUCUUCUUCGCUGCUCGAGCAGCUAAUUCAGCGGAUGGAAACACAAAGAAAGCCAGGAACACCGUCCUGCUUCACGGCUUUCAGCUCCUGRUGUGUAUGCUGACAUAUUUAGACCCUUUGGUUGUAAGAUCCUCACUAGUAUUAGUUCCUAAAUAUUUUCAUCAUGUAAACUUUGUUUGGUACAUUGUUGUUCAUAUUUUCCCCAGGCUGAUCAGCCCCAUCCUGUACGGGCUGCGAGACAAAACAUUUAAACAGUAUUUGACCAAAUAUCUGCUGUGUACUACCAAYCCAAGCAUCAAACCACAAUAA